This is a messenger RNA of Medicago truncatula (barrel medic), 1277 nucleotides long. RefSeq names its product probable proteasome inhibitor. The record is from RefSeq and is a predicted model, not a curated record. The transcript is spliced from 8 exons. Gene Ontology annotation, biological process: proteasome-mediated ubiquitin-dependent protein catabolic process. NCBI's taxonomy places the organism in Eukaryota, Viridiplantae, Streptophyta, Magnoliopsida, Fabales, Fabaceae. Gene Ontology annotation, molecular function: endopeptidase inhibitor activity; proteasome binding. Bases 125 to 1054 code for a protein of 309 amino acids.
AAUGAGUUAAACAACCUACCACCGAGUUAAACCGCGAAGCAUCUCUAACUUUCUUCUUCUCCAAACUAAAAACACUCUCAUCACAUAAACGACACGUCGUCGAUCACCAAAACCCUAACCAACAAUGGCCACCGACAAAUCAGUCCUCGCAGUAAUCAGAGCUGCGCGACCAACCUUCCGCAACCAAAACGACAAAAUCGCUUUCGUCGUUCACUCCUCUUUCCUCGCUUCCGGUUACAUCCUCACCGCUACUGGUCCUCAAGCUCUCUCUGAUACCGCUCUUUCCAACCCCUCCAAUGAUGAGGUUUCUGUUGAUCAUUGGAAUGAGUUGAAUGAUGAAUAUGCGUUUGUUUAUGCGAAUUCGGAGAAGGAGGGUUUGAAAAAAGUGCUUGUUAAAUGUCUUGUGAUGAAUGGGAAGCUGCUUGUUCAUGCUUUGUCUGAAGGGUUUAAAGAGCCUCUGCAUCUUGAAAUCAAUGUUGCGGACUAUGCUGGAGAGGAUGGAGGUAGCAAUUUUUCUCAGCAGUUCAAGAAUUUGGACAAGCUGGUGAAGAAAAUAGAUGCUGAUAUUUUGUCAAAGUUAGAUGGUACUGCCCAUGCCAGCUCAUCAACUAAAAGCUCAAAAACUAGUGACAGCACAAGACCAGAGACAUCUGAACCUGUUCCUGGAUUUGGUGAACCUGCUGGUCCUAAUGAUUAUCACCCUGGAUUCAUUGUCCCUCCAGUUCCCGCUGGUUCUGGUAGUGAUCUUUUUCCAGGGCCUGGUGCCGGUAUGUAUCCGUCAAGGGGUGAUCAUGACUUUGGAGGCAGCAUGCUCGUAGGGCCUAAUGACCCCCGUUGGUUUAGUGGUGGUACUGGUGGAGGUAUUGGUGGAGGACCUGGUUUUAUUGGAGGAUUGCCGGGUGCUCCACCGGGUGCUCGAUUUGAUCCCAUUGGACCUCCUGGUGUCCCUGGUUUUGAGCCCAACCGAUUUGCUAGGAAUCCUAGAAGGCCAGGCUUUGAUGCUCAUCCAGAUUUGCAACAUUUCCGAAGAGACACUGAUUCAGAUUACAUAUAGUCGCAUUUAAUAUCAACACCUCUCUCUCACCUUCCAUUUCCAUAUGAAUAUGACAAUAGGAUGAUGUAAAUUUGUGAAAAUUCAAGAAUUUAGCUAUAAGUUUUUUUUGUUGUUGAAGGAAUUUAGCUAUAAGUUUCGUUUAAAUAAAGCUUUAUAUAUAAUAUUAAUCAUCAGAACAUCAGACAUAAAACUUAUUCCUCAAUUUAGUUUAUAUUCCUUGUAA